GUCAGUCAGUCAGCCCGGGCCCUCCUCAUUAAGGCGGCCACACUGAUCAUCACAUCACAGCUGCAAAUUUCUCCUGCCUUCCCCCGAUUUCUCUCUUCCUGCAAUCCUCCUCCCAGUUUCGUUCGCUCCAUUUUCUUUCUUUUCUCACUCGCUCUAAUUUCACCAAUUCAGUAGCGGAGGUGCGCGCGCGGCGCGGGCAUAUGGAGAGGCGGAGGUGGUGGUGGUCGUCGUCGUCGUCGGCGGCGGCGGCGAUGCUCUUGGUGCUCAUCAUCCCCGCCGCGGCAUCCCGCCCACCGCAUGGAUCCGUAGCAGCAGCAGCAGCAAAAGAAUCCAGUGCUCAGAACAGUGAGCAGAGCUUUGGUUUUAACCUUACACUUGCCAAAACUAUUGUGGAGUAUGCUUCAGCUGUUUAUAUGACAGAUCUAACAGAGCUCUAUACGUGGACCUGCUCGAAAUGCAAUGACUUAAUCCAAGGCUUUGAGAUGAGAUGUUUAAUCGUGGAUGUACAGAACUGCUUGCAGGCAUUUGUUGGUGUCGAUCAUAGUCUCAAUUCUAUCAUUGUUUCAAUCAGGGGAACUCAAGAGAACAGUGUACAGAAUUGGAUUAAAGACAUGCUAUGGAAGCAAGUUGAUCUCAACAACCCAGACAUGCCCAAUGCAAAGGUCCACACUGGAUUUUACUCUUCUUACAAUAAUACAAUUUUACGUCCAGCCAUCGGAAACGCCGUUCGCAAGGCGAGGAAGUUAUAUGGAGAUAUUAGGAUAAUAGUUACAGGGCAUUCCAUGGGAGGAGCCCUUGCUUCUUUCUGUGCACUUGAUCUUGCGAUUACCCAUGGAGGCAACAACGUUUACCUGAUGACUUUUGGGCAGCCGCGUGUUGGCAAUGCCGCAUUUGCGUCCUACUUCGCCAAAUAUGUGCCCAAUGCAAUUCGAGUGACACAUGAGCAUGACAUUGUGCCGCAUUUGCCCCCAUAUUUUUUCAUCUUUCCAGAUCAAACAUACCAUCACUUCCCAAGAGAGGUCUGGGAACAUGAAGUUGAUGGCAACACGAUCUAUCAAGUCUGCGACGGCAGCGGCGAAGAUCCAAACUGCUCCAGGAGCGUGUUUGUGUUGUUCUGGAGCGCGUCGGAUCAUCUGACCUACCUGGGCGUCGACAUGGAGGCCGACGACUGGAGCAACUGCAGGAUCGUCCUUGGCCGGAGCGUCGAGACGCUCUUCCUGCAGGCGGCGAGCCUGGCCAGCGUCGAUGUCGUCGUUGCGGAUCACGGUGUGCAGGUUGAUUGGAGCUAGCAGAAAAUCUUUCGGGAA
This is a messenger RNA of Oryza brachyantha (malo sina), 1307 nucleotides long. RefSeq names its product lipase-like. Bases 201 to 1289 code for a protein of 362 amino acids. Gene Ontology annotation, biological process: lipid metabolic process. Lineage: Eukaryota; Viridiplantae; Streptophyta; Magnoliopsida; Poales; Poaceae. The transcript is spliced from 10 exons. The record is from RefSeq and is a predicted model, not a curated record.